This is a messenger RNA of Fraxinus pennsylvanica, 2703 nucleotides long. Lineage: Eukaryota; Viridiplantae; Streptophyta; Magnoliopsida; Lamiales; Oleaceae. The record is from the annotation of a GenBank genome assembly.
AUGGCCAAUCAACCCCAAUCUUCCGUUGGGUACUCUGUUACUAUUUCUCCUAGCCCAGGCAUCCCAUCACCUCGCCUGGAUACAAAAUUGGGCACCCCUCCUUUCCCCACACCACCACCACCAUCAUCAUCACCAUCAGGGCCAAGGUUUCCUCCUCCACCGUUUAUACAAUCAAAUCAGAUUCCAUCAAUGAAGACUCCAAAUUUACCAUCACCUGCAAAUGGGAUCCGAACAGUUAGCCCUGUUCCUCGAAUGAGCACUCCACCUGGCCCUCCUGUGUUCUCAUCACCUCUCCAACCAGCUGCUGUGCCAUUCAGAACAUCUCCUGCAUCUCCUCAGCCUGUCGCUUUCUCCUUGGGCUCAUCUUUACCAACAUCAUCGCCUUCCCAUUUUUCAAAUGGGUCAGCUGAGUUGCAGCACCAAAUUUCUGACGUUAAAGAGGAAUUGGCUCAUGUUGCAGAAUCUCCUAAUGUUUUAUUCUCAGCUCACAAGGUUCUGAAACAGAAGAAACUAGCCAACGUACCCAGUUUAGGUUUUGGGGCAUUAGUUUCUCCCGGAAGGGAGGUUUCACCAGGUCCUCAAAUAAUUCAACGUGACCCCCAUUGCUGCCAGAAUUGUGGAGCUUAUGCCAAUCUCUACUGCAAUAUUUUACUUGGCUCAGGCCAGUGGCAAUGUGUGAUUUGCCGAAAUUUGAAUGGAAGCGAAGGGGAAUACAUAGCCCCCAGCAAAGAAGAGCUCAGGAAUUUUCCAGAACUAUCCUCUCUCUUGGUCGAUUAUGUCCAGACUGGGAACAAGAGACCUGGCUUUAUUCCUGUGUCUGAAUCUAGAAUGUCAGCGCCUAUAGUUCUGGUAAUAGAUGAGUGUUUAGAUGAGCCACACCUGCAGCAUCUACAAAGCUCCUUGCAUGCAUUUGUUGAUUCUUUGCCCCGAACAACAAGACUAGGGAUUAUACUCUAUGGCCGCACAGUUUCUGUGUAUGAUUUCUCAGAAGAAUCAACUGCAUCUGCAGAUGUACUUCCCGGUGACAGAUCUCCCAGUCAGGAGUCCAUAAAAGCUUUGAUCUAUGGGACUGGGAUAUAUUUGUCUCCAAUUCAUGCUUCCCUCCCUGUUGCCCAUGCUAUUUUUUCAUCCUUAAGGCCAUAUAAACUGAAUCUACCUGAAGCUUCUCGAGACCGCUGCUUAGGUACUGCAGUGGAGGUUGCCAUGGCCAUAAUUCAGGGGCCAUCAGCAGAAUUGUCUAGAGGGGUUGUUAAAAGGCCCGGUGGAAAUAGCAGAAUAAUUGUGUGCGCUGGUGGACCCAGUACUUAUGGUCCCUGUUCUGUUCCUUAUUCUCUCAGCCAUCCAAACUACCCACAUAUGGAGAAAACAGCUUUGAAGUCGAUGGAGAAGCUAGGCAGUGAGGCUCAUAGACGUAACACAGUGGUUGAUAUACUAUGUGCCGGAACAUGUCCAAUAAGAGUUCCUGUUUUGCAGCCCCUUGCAAAAGCAUCUGGUGGUGUUUUCAUUCUCAAUGAUGACUUUGGAGAAGCAUUUGGUGUGAACUUGCAGAGGGCAUCUACAAGGGCUGCAGGUUCUCAUGGUUUACUGGAAAUCCGUUGUUCUGACAAUAUUUUUGUUAGUCAGGUGGUUGGCCCUGGUGAGGAGGCACAUACGGGCAGUCAAGAAACAUUCAAGAAUGAUGGUGCUUUAGCAAUACAGAUGCUUAGUGUUGAAGAAACACAAAGUUUUGCAGUGUCAUUGGAGACUCGUGGAGACAUCAAGAGUGAUUUUGUGUACUUUCAAUUUGCUAUUCAAUAUUUAAAUAUUUAUCAAGCUGAUGUCUCAAGAGUGAUUACCGUUAGAUUGCCUACCGUAGAUAGUGUUUCAACAUAUCUAGAGAGUGUUCAGGAUGAAGUGGCUGCAGUUCUUAUUGCUAAGAGAACUCUCUUACGAGCCAAAGACUCAAGUGAUGUUCUUGAUAUGCGGAAAAUGAUAGAUGAGAGAAUUAAAGAUAUUGCUAACAAGUUCGGUUCCCAAAUGCCCAAAUCAAAGCUUUUUCGGUUUCCCAAGGAGCUCUCUUUAUUGCCAGAACUCCUAUUCCAUCUCAGAAGAGGCCCACUUCUUGGAAGUAUACUUGGUCAUGAAGAUGAGAGGUCUGUGUUGCGAAGCUUGUUCCUUAACGCAUCGUUUGAUCUAUCUCUUCGUAUGGUGGCACCUCGCUGUUUAAUGCAUCGGGAAGGUGGAACUUUUGAGGAACUGCCGGCUUAUGACCUUGCAAUGCAAUCUGAUGCUGCAGUUGUUCUUGAUCAUGGCACCGAUGUCUUUAUUUGGAUGGGUGCUGAACUUGCUGCCCAGGAAGGAAACAGUGCUGCAGCUUUGGCAGCUUGUAGGACAUUGGCUGAAGAGCUCACUGAAAUGAGAUUUCCAUCUCCUAGAAUUCUUGCAUUUAAGGAGGGGAGCUCUCAGGCUAGAUAUUUUGUUUCUCGACUGAUACCAGCACACAAAGACCCCCCUUAUGAGCAAGAGGCAAGAUUUCCUCAGCUUCGAACUUUGACUACAGAGCAGAGAACAAAACUAAAGAGUAGUUUUAUUCAUUUUGAUGAUCCUAGCUUCGAUAUUUGUAUUAUUUGGAAGUUUUUCAGGCCCUGUUUAUCAAUAACAUACCGUGUAGAACAUUGGUGCUCACCGAGGAAACUUUUCCGAUUGGUUUGUCCUGUGCUGUGA